AUGGUCACAGAAAAUGGAAGCUCGAGAUACCCGCCACUCUUGGGUGAAUCUGAUUUACGCGGUCGCCGAAAGAUCGCUCACCCGCCUCAAUUGGACCCUCUGAGAAUCGAUCCCUGCCCUCCACGAACCGCAGAGUCGACGCCGAUCUCUUCACCGCGUACCCCAAAUUCAUAUUAUCGCGCGCGUUCACGGUCUCCCGUCCCCCCUGUAGCCCACAGUGUCCCAGACGACCGACCAUGGCUUCCAAUGUCUCUUCGGGCAGGAUCCCCGCAGGACAACGGAGAAGAUUGGAGAGCAAAGCGAUCUGUUGGACAUCAUCCUUUCCCUCCUUCACCUGAACGUCAACCUCCAAGAUACUACCCACGCGAUAACGAACCGGACCGACCACCCCAUCGCAAGGCGCCGCCAGCCAGGGUUGGUCUCCGCAUAUCCAUGUCCACGUCAAGAUUGAAUGGCAGACGGCCCAAAACGCAAGAAUCCCCAGACCGCCGCCCAGAGCGUACAGCACACGGCUUGCCAUUGCCGCGUUUUCCAACUAACGGACCCGCGGACGAUAACACUCUUCGAACGAGUAUGAACUCUGCCAUGACCUCUCGAUCCAGCAUUGAGCAAAAUAGUGGCACAGAACGAAGCAGCGUCCUUACCAAGAGUAGCUCCGUUACCGAUCUUUCCCCAGACACGCCAGACGCCCCUUGUAGCAUCGACGGGGGCAUGAGUGUUGAAGACGCGAUUUCGAUGUAUCUUGACGGCUUCAGCGAUGUCACUGAGGAACCUGGCUCCCCUAGAUCUCGAGCAGACAGCAAAGCACCCUCAAUCACCCCUCCUCCCUCACGAGAUAUGCAUCUUGAAGGAAUACCACCCCCGAAGCCGAUGGUGGAAGAUAUUCCCCCCAUCCCUUCCCUCCCAUCACGAAUCUGGUCAGAAACGAUCGGUGUCGAUUCUGCAGUCGAUGAACCUCCCGCCGCAGAACCUAUUCCCAUUCCACCCGCUCUACCCGAAUCUCCAUCUUCAUCUUCACUUCCUGGUCUCUCGCCCCCUUCUCCUCAGCCCGAACCACUACUACUCCAAAAUUUACAGCCUGAACCAACCCAAGUAGUUCAAACAUCAAACCUUCAAUCCGUUCAUCAGCGGCAACAAUCCAAAAUUUUCAUUCCAGGUCCUGUUCCUCCGCCCCUCAAUGCUGGCAGUGACACCAGGGACGACUAUGGGUUUCGUAAAGCAACCCAGUACGUUACCAAGGAGCAAUAUGAGGCUUGGAAAGGUCCAUAUUCAAAUUACACAGCUCAUCGAAGAAUCAAGUGGCAUACCCUGCUUGAGGAACAUGGGCUUCCAACCACCAACCCUUCAACAUUUCCUGCACAGACUUCCAAGGUCAAGCGCUUCGUCCGAAAAGGAAUACCCCCCGAGUAUCGAGGGGCAGCAUGGUUCUGGUAUGCCGGCGGGUACGAGCACCUGAACCGCAACGUUGGCCUCUAUGAUGAACUGGUUGCGAAAGUCAUGGCUUCACCAAGCAAUGAUGACAAAGAACACAUUGAACGUGAUCUUCAUCGGACAUUCCCUGACAAUCUUCACUUUAAACCUGAGUCUGUCGAUGCUGCUGAGAAGUCUGGAAACAUUAACACUCAAGCGGCUGGAGUGACAGAGACCCAAAUGAUCCAGUCUCUGCGCCGAGUCCUUUACGCCUUUGCCCUCCAUAAUCCCAAAGUCGGGUACACUCAGUCGCUUAACUUCAUCACUGGAAUGUUUCUUCUUUUCCUUCCUGAAGAGAAAGCGUUCUGGAUGUUGCACAUUGUGACUUCAACGUAUCUACCUGGUACCCACGAAAUCAGCUUGGAAGGCGCCAACAUAGAUCUCUGGAUCCUCAUGGUACUACUUAGGGAUACGAUGCCCGCAGUCUACACCAAAAUAGCCAGUAUGGAAGGAACACCUUCUGGCCGUGGGAAACUUCCUGCUCUCACGGUCAAUUCCCGGCUACCAGAUAUCACUUUGGGUCUAACAAAUUGGCUCAUGUCUGUCUUUAUUGGAACACUUCCCCUGGAAACCACUCUGCGAGUCUGGGACAUUUUCUUCUAUGAAGGCUCCAAAACAUUCUUUCGUGUGUCACUCGCUAUCUUCAAAACAUGCGAACGGGAUAUCUUGGGAGUUUCCGAUCCAAUGGAAGUCUUCCAGGUGGUGCAAACCGUUCCCAAGAAAAUCCUCGAUGUCAAUCACUUGCUGGAAGAUUGCUUUCUGCGAAAGCACCGAGUGGGGCAGGGCCGAAUCGAGGAACUCAGAGCUGCAAGACGCACUGCCGUUCGCCAAGAGAAGCUGCGACGGUCAGUUGCUUUUAGCAAAGGCGAGCUCAAGCCGGCGACCGAUGAUUUUCCUGUUCGUCGGCGGAACGCCAACCCUAUCCUUGAGAACCGAGUCGUCGGUUCCUGGCGCCAUCUCAAACAACAUGCAUUUCGAUAA
Messenger RNA from Penicillium angulare, 2451 nucleotides. RefSeq names its product putative GTPase activating protein (Gyp3). The transcript has a single exon. The record is from RefSeq and is a predicted model, not a curated record. NCBI's taxonomy places the organism in Eukaryota, Fungi, Ascomycota, Eurotiomycetes, Eurotiales, Aspergillaceae. The coding region runs from base 1 to 2451 and encodes 816 amino acids.